UACACAAUAUAUAGUGACUUAUCUAAAUCCAAAAGCCACACACUCACCAAUCAAAAUCACCAUGGCCAAAAUUUUCUUCCCAAAAUUCCUUCUCUUAUCACUAACCACCUUCAUUUUCAUCACAACAAAAACACACUCAUUCAUAAAACCCAUUUCCCCAACAAACCUCGGACUCCACAAACCCCAAAAACUAUCUCACCUUCGCUUUUUCUUCCACGACAUCAUCGGCGGGAAGAAUCAAACCGCCGUCCGCGUCGCCGCCUCACCAACAACCGAAAAAUCCCCAACCGGCUUCGGCGCCGUGGUGAUGAUGGACGAUCCCUUAACAGAAGAACCGGAAUCAGAUUCCAAAAUUGUUGGAAGAGCUCAAGGAAUCUACGCUUCAGCUUCGCAAACCGAAGUGGGUUUUCUCAUGGUGCUUAACUUUGCUUUCACGACAGGGAAGUAUAAUGGAAGUGUUCUUAGUGUUUUGGGGCGGAAUAAGGUGGAUUCCGCCGUGAGAGAGAUGCCAAUUGUGGGUGGUAGUGGGUUGUUCCGGUUUGCGAGUGGGUAUGCUCAAGCUUCGACUCAUUCUAUAAUUGGAUUAGAAGCUAUUGUGGAAUAUAAUGUUUAUGUGUUUCAUUAUUAAGAUAAUGUUAAUUAAUUGUUCUUAGUUUCUUUGAGUAGUGUUGUCGUAUUUUUAAAUUUUUAAAUUUUAUGUAAGGCCAUUGAAUGGGUGGUGAAGAGAAAAAGUUGAGGAAUAAAAGAAAGUGAGUUUGCAGCCUUGUAGGAGUUUCUUAAUUGAAAAUUUGAAAUAAAUAUUAUUAUAUU
This is a messenger RNA of Cicer arietinum (chickpea), 810 nucleotides long. Its product is annotated as dirigent protein 22-like. NCBI's taxonomy places the organism in Eukaryota, Viridiplantae, Streptophyta, Magnoliopsida, Fabales, Fabaceae. The record is from RefSeq and is a predicted model, not a curated record.